Messenger RNA from Phragmites australis (common reed), 1984 nucleotides. RefSeq names its product protein NRT1/ PTR FAMILY 2.3-like. Gene Ontology annotation, molecular function: transmembrane transporter activity. Gene Ontology annotation, cellular component: plasma membrane. The record is from RefSeq and is a predicted model, not a curated record. Gene Ontology annotation, biological process: transmembrane transport. Lineage: Eukaryota; Viridiplantae; Streptophyta; Magnoliopsida; Poales; Poaceae. The coding region runs from base 80 to 1933 and encodes 617 amino acids. The transcript is spliced from 3 exons.
ACAUAUAUAUUACGUACCAUACUCUCAGUGUAUGACAUCUAGCUACCUAGUUUAACGCAGUUAAUCCAGACAGGGCAACAUGAGAACAACUGCAUAUGUAUCAUCUGAUCAUGAAUCACAUGAUCACCAGACAUCUGCGAGGAAGAAAGGAGGCUUGAUCACGCUGCCGUUUCUUGCAGGUCGAUCUAUCGCUUGCUAUUUUUUAAAAUUUCCAUUCCAAUACCGCAUGCACACAUACGUAGUGUACAUUAUAUUGUUUGACACAUUUCGUACGAGGUACGUACGUAUGUAUAUAUGUACAGGGAGCGUGAUGGGUCUGGGGAUGGCCAUGAGCGCCACAAGCAGCAACCUCAUCGUCUACCUCAUCAAGAAGUACAAUGUCAAGAGCAUCGACGCCGCGCAGAUCUCCAACAUCGUCCGCGGCUGCAUGCAGCUGGCGCCCGUCGUCGGCGCAGUCGUCUCCGACGCCUUCUUCGGCUGCUACCCUGUCGCCGCCGCCGGCGUCGCCGUCUCGCUCCUUUCAUUUGUGCUGUUCACGCUGACGGCCACGUUCCCGUCGCUGCGUCCGCAAUCGUGCCCGACACCGGGCGCCGAGUCGACGACGUGCCAGCCGCCGAGCGCCACCCAAGCCGCGGUCCUCUACGCGGCGGUGUGCCUCCUGGCCGUCGGCAACGGCGGGACGCGGUACAACAUGGCGACGAUGGGCGCGGACCAGUUCGACGGCGGCGACCGGCGGCACCACCACCGCCGGGACGCCUUCUUCAGCUGGUACUUCGCGUUCCUCUACGCCUCCUACAUGGUGGGCGACACGGUGGUGGUGUACGUGCAGGACAGCGUCAGCUGGGCCAUGGGCUUCGGCGUCUGCGCCGCGACGGCUGGGCUGGGUCUCGUCGCGUUGGUUGCUGGGUCGAGGUAUUACCAGCGGCCCGUACCGAAUGGGAGUCCGUUCACAGCCCUGGCAAGGGUGGCUGUGGCCGCUGCGAGGAAGGCGACGCUGGAUUCGAGGUCCCUUGGUAGAGGGCAAUAUUACCAUGGAUCAGGUCGUGACACUGACACACCUACUCAAACACAAGAUCAUGCCCCAAGCGAAACAUUCAGGUUCUUGAACCGAGCUGCGAUGGUCACACCAGAUGAGAGUGAGACGAACGCGCAGGACAGGCCUAUUGCGAGGCCGUGGCGCCUGUGCACGGUGCAAGAGGUGGAGAACUUGAAAUCGCUCCUCCGCGUGCUGCCGCUCUGGGCGUCGGGGAUCCUCGUGAGCAUGACCGUGAACGCGCAGGUCAGCCUCACCGUCCUCCAGGCCCUCACCAUGGAUCGCACCCUUGGGCCCCACUUCGCCGUCCCUGCCGCCUCCAUGACGGUUACCGUGCUUGCCGCAUUUGUCCUCUUCGCCGCGCUCUUCGAUCGCCUCGCCAUCCCGCACUGGGAGAGGCUCACCGACGGCAAGCUCACCCCGCUACGACGCGUCGGGCUUGGCCACGCCGUGAACAUCGCCAGCAUGGCGGUCGCCGCGCUCGUGGAGCGGAGACGGAUCGGCGUGGCCCAUGUCGGCAGUGGCGACUCAGCCAGGAUGUCGGCACUGUGGCUGGUGGCUCAGCUGGCGCUCACCGGCGCGGAGGAGGCGCUGCACCUGCCGGGGAACACGGCGCUGUUCUACCAGGAGUUCCCCGCGACGCUGCGGAGCACGGCCACGGCGAUGCCGCCGCUGUUCAUCGCCGUGGGAUCGUACAUGAGCACGGCGUUCGUGGACGUCGUGCGGCGGGCGACGGGGUGGCUGCCCGACGACCUGAACCGGUCACGGCUGGACAGCGUGUACUGGACGCUGGCCUUGGUCGCAGCCGUGAACUUCGGCUACUUCCUGGUGUGCGCGAGCAUGUACGAGUACAAGAAUGCCGACGGCGGCGGAAAACCUCAGAUAUUGGAGGAAAACUAGCACUAAUCUAUAUACUAGUAAAUAGCGUCCAUUCUCUCAGAACGUCGCUCU